AUGAAAUCCUGUCAAAGAUUAAAGAGACCCUCUUUAAAAAUAAUUUCUAAGAAAUUUUUAUCUUAUUCUUCCCAAUAGGCCAGUACUGAUGGGGGCACCGGAGGAGCCCUGACCCCGCAGCAUGUUCGAGCUCAUUCCUCACCUGCUUCCCUGCAGCUGGGCGCCGCAUCCCCAGGGAGCCUAACGCCCACCGGGGUGGUCUCGGGCCCAGCAGCGACCCCCACCGCUCAGCACCUUCGACAGUCUUCUUUUGAGAUCCCUGAUGAUGUCCCUCUGCCGGCGGGCUGGGAGAUGGCAAAGACGUCCUCUGGUCAGAGAUACUUCUUAAAUCACAUCGAUCAGACGACAACGUGGCAGGACCCCAGGAAGGCCAUGCUGUCCCAGAUGAGUGUCACGGCACCCACCAGCCCCCCAGUGCAGCAGAGUCUGAUGACCUCGGCCUCAGGUCCUCUUCCGGAUGGAUGGGAACAAGCCAUGACUCAGGACGGAGAGAUAUACUAUAUAAACCAUAAGAACAAGACCACCUCUUGGCUAGACCCAAGGCUUGAUCCUCGUUUUGCCAUGAACCAGAGGAUCAGCCAGAGCGCCCCGGUGAAGCAGCCCCCGCCCCUGGCCCCGCAGAGCCCUCCAGGGGGCGUCCUGGGCGGCGGCGGCCCCGGCCCGCAGCAGAUGCGGCUGCAGCAGCUGCAGAUGGAGAAGGAGCGGCUGCGCCUGAAGCAGCAGGAGCUGCUCCGGCAGGCAAUGCGGAAUAUCAAUCCCAGCACAGCAAAUUCUCCAAAAUGUCAGGAAUUAGCUCUCCGUAGCCAGUUACCGACACUGGAGCAGGAUGGCGGGACUCCAAACCCGGUGCCUUCCCCUGGGAUGUCUCAGGAACUGAGAACAAUGACCACCAGCGGCUCGGACCCCUUUCUAAACAGUGGCACCUACCACUCGAGGGAGGAGAGCACAGACAGCGGGCUGAGCAUGAGCAGCUACAGCGUGCCUCGGACCCCAGACGACUUCUUGAACAGCGUUGACGAGAUGGACACAGGCGACACUAUCAACCAAAGUACCGUGCCCCCCCAGCAGAGCCGUUUCCCAGACUACCUAGAAGCCCUUCCGGGGACAAACGUGGACCUUGGCACGCUGGAGGGCGAUGGGAUGAGCAUGGAAGGGGAGGAGUUGAUGCCCAGCCUGCAGGAGGCCCUGAGCUCUGACAUCCUCAGCGACAUGGAGUCUGUGCUCGCCGCCACCAAGCUCGAUAAGGAAAGCUUUCUCACGUGGUUGUAGAGCCCGCAGGUAGACCGAAUGCCACAUCUGUGAAGGAUCCAAGGAGAGGUUCCCCAGUAAGCCAGUCGCAGUCUCUGGGCUCACGCCGGAGAAGAGGAAUAGACGUCCAGCAGGAUUCUUCGAUCUGUUGUUUCGCUCUUCUUGUCCGUUGCUGCUGUUGAUAUAUUGCUGACCUCUUUCAUAGUUGGCUCUAAAGAAUCAAAAAACACGUUUUUGGUUUCUUUUGCUAUUAUAACUACUGUUCGUUUGGGGGGCUGGGGGCAGUGAGCCUGUUUGGAUGACGGAUGCCAUGCCUUUCGCCCAGUUUGGUGUUCGCCCGUCGUGUCGAGCAAACACGUGGACUUGGGAGUCAGAUGCGUCACGUCACAGCAUUUCAUUUGUGCGGGCGGUUGUCUGUCCAGUGGUCUUUGGUCGGUGGGAAAACAUGACUUACCGGUCAGUCAAGCCAGAGUGGUUGCACCACCGCUCAGUGCUUGGUGCUGAUCGAUGAGCUCGCUGAAACCAAGGCUGGGGACCGCUUCACUUUCAGUGUUUUUCCCUCCUCGUGCUAUCAUUAGUCACGUAGUGACCUUGAUUUUAUUUUAGGAGCUUAUAAGGCAUAAGACAGUUUCCGUAGAAAUGUAUUAAUUAUUGCCACAUACUCUAGUAUAGGUUUUGCUGGGUUUUAUUCUGGG
Messenger RNA from Enhydra lutris kenyoni (northern sea otter), 1943 nucleotides. RefSeq names its product Yes associated protein 1 (gene YAP1). Gene Ontology annotation, cellular component: cytoplasm; nucleus. NCBI's taxonomy places the organism in Eukaryota, Metazoa, Chordata, Mammalia, Carnivora, Mustelidae. The record is from RefSeq and is a predicted model, not a curated record. Gene Ontology annotation, biological process: positive regulation of transcription by RNA polymerase II; hippo signaling. Gene Ontology annotation, molecular function: transcription coactivator activity; transcription corepressor activity; protein binding.